AUGAUAUCCCAAAUAGGAUUCUUGAGGAACCAUGUUAAUGAAAAGCUGUAUUAACAUAUAUUUAAUGAGGCUAUAUUAGAAGCUGACAAAUUCUUGCUAACACACAAUAGUCUAGUGAACAGUGAACAGUAUCUAUUGGCAACAAAUAUGGGAUUUUUGAUUAUGGAAGAGAUUUCAGAGACUUUAGAGUUCUCAUUGUAGGUCAUAAUUGAAGUUACUAUAGGUUAAUCUAAAUAUUUGAAGACUUAGUUCCUAUUAAUCCAGAUAUUAAAAUUAAGAGUCUUUAUUGAUAAUUGGAUAGGAUAUAGAUUAUUAUAAUAAGAGUUUUGGUAGUGGAAGAAGAACUAAAAACCACAUAGAAAACCUAUAGUUUAAGAUAAAUAUGUUGGAUCAUUUGACAAAGGAUAGAUAUUCAACACUUUAAAAUAAGCAUAACUCUAUGUAGAAAUAUUUUAAGUCUUUAAAUAAUAAAAAAAUUAAAAACAAUGA
This is a messenger RNA of Tetrahymena thermophila SB210, 489 nucleotides long. RefSeq lists its product as hypothetical. The transcript has a single exon. Lineage: Eukaryota; Ciliophora; Oligohymenophorea; Hymenostomatida; Tetrahymenidae. The record is from RefSeq and is a predicted model, not a curated record.